Messenger RNA from Cydia pomonella (codling moth), 1329 nucleotides. RefSeq lists its product as uncharacterized. Gene Ontology annotation, biological process: proteolysis. The transcript is spliced from 9 exons. Lineage: Eukaryota; Metazoa; Arthropoda; Insecta; Lepidoptera; Tortricidae. Bases 41 to 1291 code for a protein of 416 amino acids. Gene Ontology annotation, molecular function: serine-type endopeptidase activity. The record is from RefSeq and is a predicted model, not a curated record.
UUCAGCCGUGAGAUGAAUUGAGAUAACAUGUUCAGUAAUAAUGAAGUUUUUAUAUAAACACACGUCAAGUUUGCAAUACAUUUUCAUAUUGAUACUAAUUAUUUUACAAUUAACCAAAGCAGACCGUAGGGUACUAGAAGGAAAGGAGCCGACAAUCGACAGGAAUUAUGUGGUAUACUUUAUAAAAGCAGACGACUCGAUCCAAUACGACGCCUGGCUCUGCGGCGGUGCCAUAGUCAGCCCCUGGUACAUCUUAACCUCCGCCGCCUGCGUCGAGGACGUUAAACACAUGUACGCCAUCGCGGGCUACAAGAAAUAUGUGCAUUAUGAGCAGCUUAACUACGACGCGUGUGCUAAUCAUACCAAGAGGAAGAUCAUAUUCAAAUGCUUACCUAGAGAUUACCAACUUGACUAUCCAAGAGUAGAACGGUGGGCGAACAUCGACCUGGCGCUAGCACAAGUGGAGAAGCCGUACGAUUUCAACGACAACACAUACUUGGACCAUUGCUCGUACAUACCCAACAAGAUUGAGAUCAACUAUGACAAUAGGCUGCAGGAACCGGGCACUAAUGCUAUUGUGUUUGGGUGGGGGCAUGUGCAGAAAUGGAGACAAAUGGACGACACAUUAGAUUAUAACCAGGACUUCCUCCUCUACGGAUCAGUCAAGCUCGCCCCGAAACAAGAGUGCAUGGAAGACUUCGACAACGAUAUAUUUAGAAGUAUAAUAGAAAAGUAUAUGAUCUGCAGCUUCGAUGAGGGUAAUCUUGAUGAUGCGGGAGAUAUUAUCGCAGAUGGAGAUAACGAUGGACCUGAGAAUUUUGCAAGAGACUGCGGGCCGGGGGCCUUGAGGGUAGGAAGCAAGUGCGUCUAUUUAAGACAUUUUACAAGGAAAAGAGGCAUCUGUCAGAACGAUCACGGAGGUCCAAUAAUCACUUGGAGGGGUCCAAAAGAAGUUCUCAUAGGCAUUUCAUCCGUAUUCAAAGUUGAUAACGGCACGCAGAACUGCGUACCUCCAUUCCUAUACACCAGCACACAUUGCAAUGGAGAAUUCAUCCACUGUCUCAUGAGUUCGGCUGAGGAUGGAAAAAUGAACGAAGAAGAUACGCGCAGAUGUGACGCACUGGCAAAAGAAGGUGGUUUCAACAUCAUCAGACGAACCAUUUCAUGGAUCGGCCAUCCGGAUGGACCUGCAUACAAUGAAAUCACAGCGAAUUACCACAAGAAAGGAGAUAAAUCAGCGAACUCGAAUGUAAAAAUAAGACAUCAAAUUCCAAUCCAAAGUCGAAGUUAAAUUACCUAGUUCAAUAAAUGCUACCAUUUUAGUUAAAA